Molecule: messenger RNA, 3673 nt
Organism: Acipenser ruthenus (sterlet)
Lineage: Eukaryota; Metazoa; Chordata; Actinopteri; Acipenseriformes; Acipenseridae
Product: GDNF family receptor alpha-4-like
Exons: 8
Coding region: 598-1947 (449 amino acids)
Biological process (GO): nervous system development
Cellular component (GO): external side of plasma membrane; signaling receptor complex
Molecular function (GO): signaling receptor activity
Source: RefSeq, a predicted model, not a curated record
GCGGCGUGUGUCUUGCUGGAUUCUGCAGUCGCCACUGUAACAUCAUUCACGUUAAUGAAUGUUGAUGAUCACUGCAAGACCAGUCACGCCAAAGCUCCUCGUGUUAAACAUAAUGUGAUCGCACUGAGUGAAGCAUUCGAUUACUGGCACUGGGCAUGGUCAGCGCAUAAUUAGAAGGGACGUUCUGAAGCAAGUAUAGCGGACCUGCUACACGCACACACACACACUCACACACACGCACGACCGUAGGAGACAGAAGACAACCCUAUGUGCUUCACUCAUAUUGCCACUGAGUAGACCACUUGUAGAGAAAAGCAUACGUCUUUUCUGUUAUUAACAGGUUAUCUUGAAAAGUAUCGUUUAGUUUUGCAGUAUAUUUUAAUUCAAUUUAAAAACUGACACUGUGGACUGGACGAACAAAACUGAGUACGCGCCUUCCUUGGACUAAAAGGAGAAGAUAGGAGUAUUUUGGAUAUAAAGCAGCGGUACAGUGGUGUUUAAUUGGCGCUCUGGAAUAAUGGAUUCGUAAAUAAUAAUAAUAAUAAUAAUAAUAAUAAUAAUAAUAAUAAUAAUAAUAAUAAUAGACAGUGUUAGGUGAUGGGAAACUUCUUCAGACAUUUCCCGGGAUUGGAUCAGUGUUCUCUCAACAGCUUUAUCAUGAUCUUUUGGGGAUGUGUGCUUCAUGUAUUGAUUUCUGGCAGCCUGCAGGCGGGUCACAACGGGUUCCAUCACGACUGCGUGGAGGCAGAGCGGCUCUGUGUGUCUGAUCGCAUGUGCAACAGCAGUUACCGGGUGCUGGAGUACUGCGCGGCUGAGGAGGCAGUCUCUCCCCUCGGCCCGGAGGCCAGGAAGGAGUGCCUGACUGCCGAAGCCGCUCUGGCCCAAAGCCCCCUGCUCCGUUGUAAAUGUCACCGUGGAAACAGGAGGGAGGAGCACUGCCUCACAGUGUACUGGACAGUUCGCUUCUCAAACAGUUAUUAUGAGUUGGAGUCCUCUCCCUAUGAAGAUCUAGAAACAGACCAGAUGUGGGCCAUUCAGAACUCCAGACUAGCAGCAAUUGUUUCAGGCUCCAGUAUUGUGACGGAAUGGGAUAACCCGUGUCUGGAGGCUGCACAGGCCUGCGGUCUGUAUGAGAAGUGUGGAAACCUGCGCUCUGAGUACGUGCUGGCCUGCACCAAGCGGGUCAGCGGCACUGACACCUGCAACCGGCAGAAAUGUCACAAAGCUCUCCGGCGCUUCCUGGACCGCGUGCCCGAGGAGUACAGCUUUGCCGUUCUCUUCUGCCAGUGCAGCAACGCCCUGUGUGGAGAGCGCCGCCGCAUGGCCAUCGUGCCCUCCUGCUCCUUCGAGGAGAAGGAGAAACCCAACUGUCUCUACCUGCAGCAGAUCUGCUUGAAGGACGAGCUGUGCAAGUCCAGGCUGGCUGAUUUUCAUUCCAAAUGUCAGCCGUCCCCAAUCUCCACAACAGGCUGCCUGAGAGAGAACGGAGCCGCCUGUCUCAAGUCUUACUCAGGACUGAUCGGAACCAUCAUGACCCCAAACUACCAGAGCAACAGCAGCUCUGAGGUGUCUCAGUGGUGCUCCUGUGAGGGGAGUGGCAACAAGCAGCAGGAGUGUGACAAGAUCCUUACGAUGUUCACCCAGAACAUCUGCCUUGUGAAUUCCAUUGGUGCGCUGACCAGCACAGCUCAAUACGCACUUGAGGGCACCCAGCCCUCGGUGAGACCCUCUCAGCACUACCAGCACGAUGAUGGCAACGCUAUAGUCGAGAUAGGAAAGGUAGACAAGAGGGAAGGCAACCAGGGAAGCUUUGAAGGAAUUCAGCUUAUUUCGGAGAAAGCCACGGUGUCUAACGUCCAGUCAGGAGCGGGGCAGCUGUGGCUGUCAGGAACGCUGGUUCUUUGCACUUUGCUGCUCCAGGGAGCUCUCCUGCUCCUGUGGCUGUGAAGAGGAGGAGCCAGAAAAUGGACCCAACCCUUACAAAUAAGAACAUUCUGCACUGUUCAGAAUUGGGGAAUUCUUCUCCCAGCCCCUCCCCCCUUCCUGCCUUCCUCCUCCAACCACAUUGGCACAGCAACACUUUAAAAUAAUGGUUGCAAAUCCACAGGAAUGCUAUUGGAUUAGCUUUUACGCCAAUGGCAAUCCAUUGAAAUCAAUGCAAUUGUGUGGCCUUUGUUUUAUCACAUGGCUCCAACAAAAAAAUCAACCAAAAUAAAUGUAAUUUCACAAAUAAACCUGAUCUACAGUGUGGAGUAUGGCCCACUGUGUUGUAAUCAUGGUAGAAAUGGUUAUGUGUGUUGUUUUAUAUUUUUUUCAGGGGGUCCCCUUAGAAGUUUAAAAAAUAAGAAAGUAAAAACAGUAACCGUUGCAGAACAGAACAGAGCCGGCAGUCUUUGUGAGCUGCUUGCUGGAGCCAUCGGAAGGUUAAAAAGCAGAUCAAUUGUGAGGCUGUCAAACAUCAUCAUAAUGGGUUUCUUCCUGGUGAUAUCAGACGCUGUUAAAGGGGGGGAUAGAGCAGAUGUAAGAGACUGGUUUCCAAGAUGAAUGAUGGGUUACUUUGAAUGCUCCCUGCCUCCUGGAAGAGCUACCAUUAUAUUUCAUUUGCUUACAUCAUAUUAAACUAAAGGACAGCUUGCAGCUGCUGAAUUUGUGUUUCAAGGCAGAAUUUAGUUGUGUGAUUAUUUCCUCAACAUUCUGACAGAAUGUUUUACACAUGUUCAGACCUUUACCAUUUUGAUUCUCCGUACUGUUUUUGUUGUUAAAAUGACCUCUUGUCAAUGACUACCAGGGGCUAUAUAAUCAUGCAGCAUCCUCCUGCCAGUAAAUACAUUGAAGUGCUGUGCAUUUACUGCCCCUUGUGUUAAAAGAAGGAUGGUUGUUGCAGCUAUGCCUUUCAUCCUUACCCGAUUAAACGGUUUAGCCAAACAAAUUCAGCAGUGCAAUGAGUUUCUUUACAGUUUUGCUUGUGAUCAGCAGCAAAUCAGAGAGGUGUUUUUCCUGCAAUAUAAUACAUAGCAGUAUAUGUACUCAAUGUAUCCGCCCCCCUACUUUCCCAUUGCAGUUCCCCUACAGAUUAUUGCAGAAGCACAUGCCAGCUGUUCAUACUGAUAUUGCUAAACAGGUGAUGUAUGGUCCUGCAGGUACUGUACCCAUAUUCUCUAAUGAAGCAAAUCAAUGUGUUUGUGUAAGAGAAUGAGGUUUCGGAAUGUGCUGAACUAAAAGGUAUUGCGUAGGGUGCUGAAGAAAUGAUGCAUUAAAUUAAUGCACAAGUGUAUUGAGACUGGUUAGAAAGACUUUUAUGGAAAUGGAUAGUGUUGUUUUUAGGGUUUAAAAAGAAAGUUGCAUGCACAAGCUUGUGAAGUCCCCACUUCUGCAUUUCUUGCAAUUGUGCUUUGGGCCUGUAAAUUUGUAAUCUAAUUUAAACUGUAUCCGCGACACCUUUCCAAACUCUAUGUUGUACUCAGACAAUUGCUGUAUUUUUGUAAAUAUACCGCAUAUAUCCCGCUAACAUUUUAAUGUAACAAUAAGCUCAAUUUGGAACAGGCUAAUGAAAAGGAGUAUUUUGCUCUUUUAGUUUCUCUUUGUUGUUAAGUACUUGCAUUUAGAUUGUGUCUGUUUUGUUUUAUCAGCGUAGGAAAUAACACCAUCAAUAAAAAUAAACGACAUUUCUUUA